Molecule: messenger RNA, 3555 nt
Organism: Botrytis fragariae
Lineage: Eukaryota; Fungi; Ascomycota; Leotiomycetes; Helotiales; Sclerotiniaceae
Product: putative serine esterase family protein
Exons: 1
Coding region: 1-3555 (1184 amino acids)
Molecular function (GO): monoacylglycerol lipase activity
Source: RefSeq, a predicted model, not a curated record
AUGUUACUUUUAUACCAAGCUGGAAGUGUGAAGAUAGGAGAGAUAGUUCGGUAUAAUGUGACGUAUACGCCGGCACACGAUAGAAUCCUGCCUUCUCCGGCAAGACUUCAUUUGAAGAUCAAGAAUACUUCUGCCAUCGCACUCCGAGCAGCCUUCGUUCACGGUCCUUAUACUCUUUACGCCGCAGCAUAUCCUUCCACCUUCAAUCCGAAUGUCAAGUUUGAAAAUCCUAGACGGGAUGGUGUACCUGAAUUCGAGCCAAAUCUAAAAGCCGGAGGUUCUUUCUCGACGGAACUCAUUGUUCCAGAAGAUGUGCGCAAGACAGCCGGAAGUGCAAAUCGAGAUGGAAGGUCGCCCGGCAGAGAUGAUUCGGACGUGAAAAGUGUUACCUGGAUCAUUGAAGUCACAUCGCAGGUUGUCUUUUCCAAUUCUGCCAGCGUUAAUUACGAAAUUCUGCUAGGUCGGGACGAAAAAAGUCUGUCGUUGGGAUUUGCUUCAGGAUCGAUGUUAGGAGGCACAGCACCAGUGCCUGGACAACUCCAUGAUCACCAACAGAGUCAAGGAGCGAAAGAUGGUCAUCACGCGGCACUACCGAGGGGCAUUUAUUCCAGAGCCCUACGAGUAAAGGUUGAUGAUACUGCAAGUCUAUGGAAUACCCCGAAGAUGGAUGGUAGGGAUGAGGCAUCGGAGGAACAAAGAUCGAAGGGCAAGAAUAAGGAUGCGCCAGUUGAGGAUGCCACAGGAGAGGGUCAUAUCAAAGAGAAGCCGGGGAACAAGCGGACGAAAAAUGUACAUUUGGUGGUUUUGACCCACGGAUUGCACAGUAAUCUUGGCGCCGACAUGCUAUUCUUGAAGGAGAGCAUAGACGCGACAGCUAAGCAAGCCAAGAUCGAUGCAAAAGCUCGAAAAGCAAAGAAGAAACAAGAGGAGAAGCAAAGAAAGGCAGCUGAGCAGGCCGGAAAUCAAAACGCACAAGCUGAUGGUAUAUCAAACGGAGAAGCGAGCGCAGAAGGACGUCCCGAGGAACAGGUGGAAGAAACAGAUGAUGAAUCUGAUGACGAGGAAGAAGUUAUUGUACGAGGGUUUUCCGGGAAUGCCGUCCGAACAGAAAGAGGAAUUAAAUACCUAGGAAAAAGACUUGCCAAAUAUGUUCUCACGAUGACAUACCCAGAUCAACCAUUUCGACCUACCCUCAAGAAGUCAGCGACUGAAGCCCUUUCCCAUGCUCUUAAACCUGAUUCUUCGAAGUUGAUGGAUGAUUCCGGGAAACCAGCACAUGAGAAUAGCAGCAUCGUUAAAGCGCCACAAGAUGUUGAUCUUCCUUAUCAUUUCACCAGUAUUAGUUUCAUUGCUCAUUCUCUUGGCGGACUGGUACAAACAUAUGCCGUGGCAUACAUUCAAAAACAUUCACCUCAGUUCUUCGACAUAAUCAAGCCAAUAAAUUUCAUUGCACUUGCUUCACCAUUCUUAGGUCUCAGCAAUGAGAACCCGUUGUAUGUGAAAUUUGCGUUGGAUUUUGGAUUGGUCGGUCGUACAGGUCAAGAUCUUGGACUGACAUGGCGAGCACCAACCAUCGCAAGAAGCGGUUGGGGUGCGCUCGUUGGAAAUAUUGGAGAAAGUGCCCAUAAGAGACUUGAUGGCGAAUCUGCACCAGAAGCAAAGCCACUUUUACGAAUUCUACCAACUGGACCCGCACAUACUGUUCUUAAGAAAUUUCGACAUCGUACAGUCUACUCAAAUGUUGUAAAUGAUGGAAUUGUGCCCCUAAGAACUAGUUGUUUACUCUUCCUUGAUUGGCAAAGCCUGGGUCGUGUGGAGAAAGCUAGAAGGGAGAAUGGUCUUGUUGGUACCAUGGCGGAAUGGAGUUGGGCUGAACUAACUGGGGCCAAUUCUGGGUCACCGGCAAAGAAACAAGCACCUUGGUCAGAGGAGGAAGUCAGCGACAUGGAUGAUAUUGGGGGAACUGCUUCUUCCAACGCAUUACAAAGACUGGAAACCGAAGUACCACAACCUCCAGAAAAUGUUAUGGAUGACGAUAAGCGAAGUGUUAAAAAUGCAGAGAUGCCUGGUCAUUCAACUAUAUCUUCUAUAGAAGGUAGAAAUAGUCACGAGAUUGGAAGUCCAACAUCUACAUCUUUUACAUCCAAUAAUAAUGGACCACUCGCAAGUCUUUUUGGAUUUUUUCGCUCUAACCCUUCUCCAAAAUCCCAUGCUCAUCAACCUAAACAUUCGAAAAUAUAUAAAAGAAGCCAAACCAUCAAACUCACCAACGAUAGCGAUUCGUCGACACCGUCAUCUCUACCAUCUCCAGCUUCAGAGGGCCACCCAAACGCUUCGACGGGAGAAACCGAAAUUCAAGAUCCAGAUCAUCUAUCAGCACCCCCAAAAACAACCUUUUUUGAAUCAGCAGGUGAUCUUCUCAAGCCACCUCUACCAUCUACAGAAUUUUUGAUUGAUCCAGCCUCCCGUGCUCGAACAAUUUUCCAUGAUCGUGUAUAUCAUCCUUCGGAUAUUCCUCCACCACCUCUCAAAAAGAGAUCUACGAUGCUUAGACGACGAAAUUCUUCCGGUUCUGAACCUACCCCACCAACACCUACUUCUCAUACCGAUAGCCAACUUUCAGCCUUGGAUUAUGAUGAUCCCAAGAAUACUAACCCCUCUCGUCCUCCAAAUACUGUUGUCGACUCUUCAGCAAUGAAAGUCGAAGAGAAGAUUGCUAGAGCUUAUCAUCGGGAUCUAAGUUGGCGAAAGGUUCUCGUCAGCUUAGAACCUGACGCUCAUAAUAACAUGAUUGUGAGAAGAAUGUUUGCCAAUGCAUAUGGGUGGCCAGUGAUCAAACAUCUUUGUGAUACCCAUUUCUCUGACGAUGCAAUUGCAAGAAGAAAAGAUGAAGACAGUGGAGGAAACGAAAGAGCUAAAGGUGCAGGGGAGGCUCCAGGCUCAGAAGGACAAGAAGUCGAAUCUUCAAUGGAUACAAUAAAUGCAGAGAAAAAAUUUAAGGAUCGUGAAAGAAUUACAAGACAUGAUCGUACGAAUUCGGAAGCUCGAGAAGCGAGAGAUUCCGUUCCAGCACUUGCAACUUCUACUUCAUCAAUGGGACCACCACCCGCACCGUCAAGAAGUGCAAGUCGGCCAAGGAAUAAACAAGAUGGAUAUGAGAGUGCCGGGUGGAGUGAUAGAGAUUGGGUUGAUAGUGCAGACGAUAGUGAAGAGGAUGAGAACAAACCAGCUGCUUCCGGGUGGAACUGGACAGAGAAGAUUGUUGGGAAAGGUUCAAAUGCAUAUCGAAGUCAAAGUACUAGUUCUAAGGAAAAAGGAACCGACAAAAAAGAAAUUGCAAAGUUUCUAGGGAAAGAACCUUUGGUCGCGAGUCCCGAUCUAAUUGAAGCAGUAGAUAAAGAAUUGGGGCGAGCUGGACUGGGCAGUGGAGAUUCUACUCUCCCGGUUCCUCCUAAAGAUGUAGCUGGGAUGGGUAUAGGACUAGAUGGAACAAGUGCAGGAGGAUCCGAAGUAAUACCUAAACAUGAUCUUAUGCCGGCAUCCAAGGAUAAUUAA